Messenger RNA from Sorghum bicolor (sorghum), 4115 nucleotides. RefSeq lists its product as uncharacterized. Lineage: Eukaryota; Viridiplantae; Streptophyta; Magnoliopsida; Poales; Poaceae. Bases 273 to 3950 code for a protein of 1225 amino acids. Gene Ontology annotation, biological process: telomere maintenance; DNA repair. Gene Ontology annotation, molecular function: DNA helicase activity. The transcript has 2 exons. The record is from RefSeq and is a predicted model, not a curated record.
UAAGGUCAUUUGGCAGAGAAGAUGGUAAGGAGCCUAGGCAUCUUGAGCUUUACUUCUAUGAUGACGAUCCGAGCCUUGAGUACCGGUACCGAAGGUGUCGUGAAGAGCAGUAUCAAAAAGAUAAAGAAGUUAUAGACAGACUGGUGGCCAUCCUUCAUGAUAACCCGUACUCACAACAUUUGAGGAGUCUGGGGCACGCUGAACAUCUCGAGGACUAUCGUCUUACACUUAACCUUGAUCAGCGAUUGGACCAAAGGACAUACAAUGUGCCGAUGGCUUCAGAGGUGGCUGUUGUUUGGAUCGAAGGUAGUGAACUCCUUGGUCAAUUUCAGAAUAGUGUUGUCCUACAUGGGAAAGAUAGGAGCAGGCAUGGUAUCCGAUCAUACCAUGGAUGCUAUGAUGCUCUUUCAUACCCACUCUUCUUCCCUAGAGGUGAGCUUGGAUGGCAUAUGGAUAUCCCAAAGAAAGGUGUUACCAUGGAGGAUGUCAACACGGCUCGUGCCCUACGUAAGGCUCGUAGUGGUACUGAAGAAGAAGAAACAGGUUUGUUUAUCUCCUUGUACUUUUCAGGCAUAUCAAACCUUUAUCACAUGAACACUUCUAAUAUCAUAGUUUUGACAGGCUCUCCGGGAAAUUUAUGUGUUUCUGUGCGUGACUACUACUGCUACAAGUUCCAGAUACGGCCAGGAAUAUUUAAUCCCAUACUUUAUGGCAAGCGUCUUUUCCAACAAUUUGCAGUGGACACGUACAUCAAAAUCGAGAGUUCUCGAUUGGAUUACAUACGCAAUCAUCAAACGGAGAUUAGGGCCGAUCUCUACCAAGGAUUGGUUGAUAGCCUGCAUGCUGGUGAGGGUAGAUCAGAAGCUGUUGGAAAGCGGACGGUGAUGCCUUCAUCAUUUAUCGGAGGCCCGAGGGACAUGAGGCGUAGAUACAUGGAUGCCAUGGCACUGGUGCGAAGGUUUGGGAAACCAGACAUCUUCCUGACUAUGACAUGCAAUCCAAAGUGGGAUGAGAUCACACGUGAGUUGUAUCCUGGACAAACACCACAAGAUCGUCCAGACCUUAUUGAUCGGGUCUUUAGGGCAAAACUGGAAGAGCUUAAGCAUAGGUUGUUGAAAAAGGAUAUCCUUGGAAAGGUUCGUGCACACGUGUAUGUUGUGGAGUUCCAAAAAAGGGGUCUACCGCAUGCCCACUUUUUGCUAAUCAUGGACAGACGCUACAAGAUCACGUGCCCAGAGCAGUAUGACCUUCUCAUCUCUGCCGAGCUCCCAAACAAGAAGAAGUAUCCAGACUUGUAUAAAAUGGUUACAAAGCAUAUGAUGCAUGGACCUUGUGGCGUACUUAAUCGCAAUUGCCCGUGCACAAAGGGCCGUGAAUCAUGCAAGAACCGUUACCCACGACCUUUCUGUGAUGCCACAUUACAGGGCAAGGAUUCAUACCCAGUUUAUAGACGUCGUGAUAAUGGUAGAAAAGAAAAAGUUCGCGGGCAUGAGCUUGACAAUAGAUGGGUUGUGCCUUACAAUCCAUACCUCCUACGUUUGUUCAAUUGCCAUAUCAAUGUUGAGGCGUGUGGGAGCAUCAAGGCAGUGAAGUAUUUGUUUAAGUACAUUUACAAGGGUCAUGAUCGCGCAUCUGUGGCUGUGAGAGAGGCUGACAAGGAGGACAAUGAAGGAAACAUUGAUGAGAUCAAACAAUACAGGGAUGCUAGAUGGGUAACUCCACCAGAAGCCUUGUGGAGGAUAUAUGGCUUUGAUAUAAAUGAUAGGUCCCCUUCGGUAUUGUCCUUGCAGCUCCAUCUUCCUAACAUGCAUAUGGUGUCAUUUCACCAACGCGAGGGUGUUCGACGAGUGCUUAAUCGUCCAGGUGUUGAAAGGUCGAUGCUUACAGCCUACUUUGAGAAGAACAACACAUCUGAACAUGCUCGUGGUAUAUUGUAUCGAGACUUUCCUGAGUACUAUAAGUGGGACUCACAGGGAAAACAAUGGAUUAGGAGGGCACAAAAGAAUCAUUUAAGACAGAUUGGAAGAGUUGUAUGUGCCAAUCCGGCCGAAGGGGAGCGUUACUAUCUUAGGGUGCUUCUAAACCACGUGGCUGGUGCUUCCUCAUUCACUGAUCUAAGGAUAGUGUCUGGUGAACUACUACCAACUUUUCGUGAAGCUGCAGAAAGAAGGGGACUCAUUGAAGCAGACAACAUGCUACACGAGGGCCUUGCUGAAGCUACUCUAUGGAUGAUGCCAUAUGCACUGCGAAGGCUCUUUGCAACAAUCUUGGUUUUCUGUGAGCCGAGUGAUGUAUUAGAACUAUGGGAAAAGCAUAAGGAGGCAAUGUCAGAGGACUACAGGCGUAAUAACCAAUCCAGCUUUGCAGUGGAACAGAUGGUCCUCAUAGAUAUUCGAAAGUUGUUAGAAUCAAUGCAGAAGGACAUAAAGAUGUACCCACUUCCUGAUAUUGAUGACACAUAUGAUCCAUCCGGCGAUAUUCCCAGGGAGAUUUUUGAGGAGGCUAACGUUGAGGCAAGCAUUGAUGAUAUGGCACUAUCAGUGACCCUUAACGAGGAGCAGCGGGCUGCCUACAAUGAGAUUAUGUCUGCUAUUAAUACCGAUCAUGGGGGUUUGUUCUUUGUGGAUGGACCUGGUGGCACCGGAAAGACUUAUCUAUAUAGGGCCCUACUCGCUACUAUACGUAGUCAGAACAAGAUUGCUGUGGCAACAGCAACAUUUGGUGUUGCUGCGUCAAUAAUGCCGGGUGGUAGAACCGCCCACUCGCGCUUCAAGAUUCCCCUUACCCUCGAUGAUGGGGCGUUUUGCACCUUCACAAAACAGAGUGGUACCGCCAAGCUACUUAAGACCGCCUCCCUUAUUAUUUGGGACGAGGUGACGAUGAUGAAGAGGCAAGGUGUUGAGGCGCUAGACAACAGUCUCCGUGAUAUCAUGGAUCGUCCUAACCUACCGUUUGGGGGCAAGACUGUUGUGUUUGGUGGAGAUUUUAGGCAGGUUCUCCCAGUUGUUCGAAGAGGGUCUAGGGCACAAAUAGUUGGUGCCUCACUACGGAUGUCAUACCUUUGGAAUUCCAUGCGACAUCUCAAAUUGGUGCGAAACAUGAGGGCAAAAAGCGAUCCAUGGUUUGCAGAAUACUUUCUACGCAUGGGGGGGGGGGGCUCUGAGGAGACUAAUUGUAAUGGUGAAAUCCAUCUUCCUGAUGAUAUAUGCAUACCACAAACUGGGAAAGACGGUGAUCUUGAUACGUUAAUUGACUGCAUAUUCCCUGCCCUCAAUGCCAAUAUGUCAAACAAGAGCUACAUCACCUCACGAGCAAUAUUAUCUGCACGGAACGACUGGGUUGAUAUGAUUAACAUGAAGAUGAUAAGUCGUUUCGAAGGGAAUGAGAUGGUGUACCAUAGCUUUGAUAGUGCAGUAGAUGAUCCACAUAACUACUACCCAUCUGAGUUUCUUAACACUUUGACCCCCAAUGGUCUCCCUCCACAUGUGUUAAAGCUCAAGAUUGGGUGUCCGGUCAUAUUGCUAAGGAACAUCGACCCUGCAGGUGGACUUUGCAAUGGAACCAGGCUGGUGGUUCGAGGGUUCCAAAGAAAUAUUAUCGAUGCAGAAAUUAUGGUUGGAGACCAUGCCGGAAAGCGAAUUUUCCUACCACGGAUUCCGUUAUGCCCCUCGGACGAUGAGAUGUUCCCGUUCCAGUUCAAGAGGAAGCAAUUUCCUAUUAGACUCAGUUUUGCCAUGACGAUUAACAAAGCACAAGGGCAAACUCUCCCGAAUGUUGGUGUGUAUUUGCCUGAACCAGUGUUUUCUCAUGGUCAGUUGUAUGUUGCGCUAUCAAGAGCUACUGCCAGAUCGAAUAUUAGGAUCCUUGCUAUCCCGCCCAGUGAUAAGAAUGAUAAGAAAAAAAAUACAAAAAUAAAUGGUACAUACACAAAAAAUAUUGUCUACAAAUAGGUCCUCACUCUAUGAAAAGGUAGUAGAAGAAGUUUGUGAAUAAUAGGAGACAAGUAGUGUAUGAUGAUCUUUUGGACAUGUUACUGAUUAGAUGUACUCGUUAUAUUAUAAUAUGUUUUCAAUAACUUUAUGUGAAUUUAUGUUUAUAUUUAAUUCAUAACGUGA